AUGGCGGGCAAAUCGUUUACGCUGGGCUCUCGCAUCAAGGUACGUCAUUUUCGAGCCAUCGAUUCUGCCCAAAUGUACCAUAACGAACGCGAAGUUGGAUCAUCUAUCUUAGCAUUCAUAUCCGGUCCUAGCAACACUUCAUCUCUGAAACGAGAAGACAUCCAUUUCACAUCGAAACUCGCAUCCAACACUUCCUACGAUGCGGCAAGAAAGUCCAUCAGGCAGUCUGUAAAGCAGAGUGGCCUUGGCUAUAUAGAUCUGUUUUUGUUGCACAGCCCUUAUGGUGGAAAGGCCAAGAGACUGGAAUGCUGGAAGGCUGUCGAAGAUGCCAUUGAAGAUGGAGAGGUGAAGACCGGAGGUGUCAGCAACUUUGGCGUCAAGCAUUUGCAGGAGCUUCUCGCAUCGAACCUUCGAACACAUCCAGCUGUCAACCAGAUCGAAGUUCACCCAUUCAACACCCGGACCGAGAUCACCUCUUUCUGCCACGAGCAUAACAUCGUGGUCGAAGCAUACGCUCCUCUAGCUCGGGCUUUGAGGAUGAAGCAUCCAACCAUCACGUCGCUGUCGAAGAAAUACUCAUGUACUCCCGCUCAGCUCAUGGUCCGAUGGAGCUUGCAGCAUGGCUUUGUGCCCUUACCUAAGAGCGUCACGAAGUCGCGCAUUAUUACCAAUGGCGAUGUCGGCGGAUUUGAAAUAGAGGGAGCGGACAUGAAGGUUAUGGAUGGUCUAGAUGAAUAUCUCGUGACAGACUGGGACCCUGUGGACUGUGAUUAG
Messenger RNA from Letharia columbiana, 774 nucleotides. RefSeq lists its product as uncharacterized. NCBI's taxonomy places the organism in Eukaryota, Fungi, Ascomycota, Lecanoromycetes, Lecanorales, Parmeliaceae. The record is from RefSeq and is a predicted model, not a curated record. Bases 1 to 774 code for a protein of 257 amino acids. Gene Ontology annotation, molecular function: oxidoreductase activity. The transcript has 3 exons.